This is a messenger RNA of Trichomonas vaginalis G3, 1455 nucleotides long. Its product is annotated as protein phosphatase regulator protein. The transcript has a single exon. The coding region runs from base 1 to 1455 and encodes 484 amino acids. Gene Ontology annotation, cellular component: protein phosphatase type 2A complex. Lineage: Eukaryota; Parabasalia; Trichomonadida; Trichomonadidae. Gene Ontology annotation, molecular function: protein phosphatase regulator activity. Gene Ontology annotation, biological process: signal transduction. The record is from RefSeq and is a predicted model, not a curated record.
AUGCUUUAUAGAACCGCAAAAGGACCUCAGUUCUCUCAGUCCAAAUCGGCACUUCAGAUAAGGGGUUCCCUGAAUACUUCUUCGAUACGCAAUAGUUCUAUGCGCAUUUUUCCACAGUUAAAAUCUCCAACAAAAUCACCUAAACAAAGCUUAAAACCACUUGUUGAAAGUAAAUAUGAACUUGAUGAUGUUGACUUUUCUGAAAUAAACAUUGAUAUUGCGCCACCACUCACACAAAAUGCAAAUCUUGACUUAAUUGAUAUGAACAACUUAAUAGAAUCAGUUCAAGAACCAUUUGAAUACAAACUGUACUGUCAUGCUCCGGAGAGUACUGGAGUUACUUCAGAAAAAACUUUUUUAAUUUCAAAACUUUAUGAACAAGUACUUAAAAAUCCAUUAAUUUCAACAUCGGACGAUGUACUGACCAAAAUAUUUGCGAUUGCUGACCAAAACAUUCGAUAUAAACUAUCGAGCGUUAAUGAAUUUUUAUUUAUCUCAGAUUACCCAGUUUACUUCAUGUUAACAGGUAUUGAAUACAUCAGAAUCUGGUAUGCGAUCAUUGAGACAUACCUUCAGAAGUUUUCAUUCACUUUCAACGAAAAUUACUGGAAAUACCUUAUUGAGAGAUUUAAAUCACCAGUAAAGGACGAACAGAACUUAGCGAGAGACACACUACUUCUUUUCUUCAAAAAAUUUCAAGAUCAACGCGAUUUCAUCAUUGAUGAAAUAAAUCACAUUUUUAAAAGCUACAAAGAGAAAGUUCUUCAACAUUUCGUUGUUCAACCUGCUCUACAGUUCCUUGUUACCAUUCUGAGUCAAUUAAAUCAAAUUCCUUCGAUCUUUUUUGCUCAAUCUCGUGUAAUCGUUUUUCCUCUUUUUAUUACCCCCAGAGUUGAAGAAUUCUUCGAUGUACUUUCGAAAUACAGUGAUCUCUUCACGAAAAAAGACUCUACGACCACGUUAUUUUAUAUCAGAUACUUAUUGAAGCAUUGGCCGAUCACAGAUUCCCACAAACAUAUUAUUUUCCUCAACGAACUCCAUGUCAUCCUGUUCUCAUUGAAUCCGACCUUUUUCCCAACAAUAUGCGUUCCAGUUUGUUCAAAACUGUUCCUGUCCGUCCAAUCGUCCAACGCUAAGGUUUGUACGACCGCAUUUAGCAUUUUAGGUGACGAAGGAUUCCUCUCCAUGCUAAUAAAAACGGUCGGAUUUAUUCCUACAGAUUUAGAACGUUCUAUUUCAACAGCGAGUUCAUCAUGGUCCGAGGAAGUUAAAAAGGCUGCUCAGAGUGCUCAUGAUAUUCUAUUAACUAUUAAAUCCAAGGCAGAACAACCUCAACAAUCAGAUUUUGUCCAAAAAUGGAAGAAAGUUGCAAGAUUUGCUAACAAGAAUUACCAUAAUGAAUUUUCUGAUUUCGAUAAUGUAAUGUCUCAUUAUUCUUUCGAUUUUUCACUUUAA